Molecule: messenger RNA, 5850 nt
Organism: Trichoplusia ni (cabbage looper)
Lineage: Eukaryota; Metazoa; Arthropoda; Insecta; Lepidoptera; Noctuidae
Product: constitutive coactivator of PPAR-gamma-like protein 1
Exons: 19
Coding region: 213-3101 (962 amino acids)
Cellular component (GO): nucleus
Source: RefSeq, a predicted model, not a curated record
CAGUUUUUUCUUAUUUUCAUUGGUUUUUCUAUCUUAAUUUGUGUACAGUAGUUUUCACUUAGAAGUAGAGUUGAUCUUAACGAAUUUGACCUUCACUUACUACGAGCCGGUAACUUUCGUAUCCUACACGAUUUGGGCUUAUUUAAACUGCUACUAAUAAUUCAUCGUGACGAGCGUGUUCGAUCGAAUAAUUUCAUCGUUUAUUUUGAGCCAUGGGCAUACAAGAUCUUCAAACGUUUUUAGAAAACGAGGGGGUCGGCGUUGACUUGUUUCGAAUUGCUAGAAACCAUGCCGGCGGGUUCCGCUUGGUUCUUGACGCGGAAGGAUGUUUAGAUCGACUUUAUGGAGGAUACUUCUCAGAUUGGGCAUGUGGUGGUCAGUGGGCACGUUGUGUCCAGUUUCUGACCACACUUGCACAGGCUCUUGCUGAACACCAAGUUGCUUUAUGUGUAUGUUUCAAUGGAGCACAUCCAACCCCACCAGCAUUGCCACACCAUUGGAUUCAAACUCAGGCUACAUAUCGACAGAGGGUCAAUUCUGUCCUACGUCACAUUGUUACGAAAGGAACCCCCCCUCCAAAGGUUUGGUGGGUACCACCAAUGGGGUUGCAUUCCUGUUUGAGAACUGCACUGAGAUACCUUAAUAUUCCCGUUAUGGUGUCUUCUGAUGAUCAUUGCCAGGAAGUUGUUGGUCUGUGUCGUGAGAAAACAUAUGCAGGACUCGUGGGUUGCUCAGGAGAAUACUUAGUUUUCCAACCACCCCGAUACUUCAGUUCAUCACAGCUUAAACUGACAUACAGGUCAUCAUUAGAAACCAAGGAGUAUAUGGUGCAUGAGUUGCCACAAGUAUUAGAAGUGCCGCAGGAUCGGCUUUGUCUGAUGGCUGCUCUGCUUGGUGGGACCAUCCUUUCUGAACAAAGUCUCACAGAUUUUUAUAAGCGCCUGGGUAUUACUCCUAAGAAGCAAGUUCCCCCUGAAACCCUUGUCAAAGCUGUGUGCCAAUAUGUACGGGAAUUGCCUUCGUCUGAUGUUGAUUCUGCAUGUAUUGACGUUUUUGGUGACCUUAACGAUCUCCGAGCUGCCAAAUUGAAACAAGCUGUACAAUAUUACUUGAAUGGUACUAAAGAUGGAUUCUUAAAAUAUAGAACUGCUUCUGGUCGUCGUCCUAAGAAUAACAAAAAAAAUCAGAAGCCUGAUUUAAGCCCACAGGCUACUUCUGCAGAUUUAGAUACUUCAAAGCUGGCUGCUGAGUCAUCUGAACAUGAGCAAAAAGGCUUGGAAGACUACAAAUUGGCUACAGCAAAUGCGUCAAUUAACGCCGACUUUAGCAUGGAAGAAAGGGCCGUUGAGGUACAACAUGGAGUUGCAGCCAUGUCGCUCGACUCAGGGGACGCCGGACCAGCCAAGCAGCAAUCUUUCACUACAGCUGAUAAAAAUGAAAAACCGCAAAUCACUGUAAAAGAGGCUCGCCCUAACAUAAAGCCAGUACAAAGCGAGGACAAUUGUCCACCAGCUCCAGCUGAAGUCCUGCGUACAUGCGCCGAGCGACACGCGCGUGGCCUCAUGCAUCCUCAUAUGUUGUCGAUCUUAACACACCGUCAAGUAACUCUACCUGUCCUUAUGGAAGAUGACAAUCAUCGCGAAAUACCCUCUAUACAUCAUUUCUUUAGGUCGAUUAGACAGAAUGUUUAUGCCAUUUUGUAUAACAUGCAUCAUCAUCGAUUUAUGGCGCAGAAAGCGAAAGAGGAAGGCGCUACAAGUACUUCUACGAGUGCAGAUCGUCCAUGCACCGUUCAAAUAGCAGAAUGGAUAUAUUCCCGCGUUAAUCCUGGCAAGAGCCCGGAAAUCGUGCCGGGAGUCGUACUUGAUUGGCCUGUACCUACUGUGCAAAGGCUUUGGUUCGGAACUGCCCAGGACGACAAGUGUCGCCGUAUGAGAGCAUUCCUUUCUUGCAUGCGUUCAGAUACUCCAUUGAUGCUUAACACAUCAUACGUUCCGCAACAUUUGCUUAUUUUAGCUACGGUGUUAAGAUUUAUCAUGACAUCUCAAAUUCAGAUUUUGAGGCGACAGGAGUUAGACGCCUUUUUGGCUACAGCUUUCUCAAACGAUCUCAUGAAUGCACUUCAUUUGCAAGAAAUGACCGUUAACGGUAUAAACUCUCGCGGUGUGCAAUUGGGUGCAUUGGUAAUGGCGGGCGCGGAGGCGGCGCUGCUGGCCAACGACGCUUGCGGCGCGCCCGUGCCCUGGCUCGUGGCCGCGCCCUGGCUGUUCUUCGACGGCAAGCUGCUGCAGCGGAACCUGCAUCGCGCCAACCACUGCAAGCACCUCGCCCAGCUCUGCGAUAACCACCUCGACACGGUGGUCAAGGUGGAGCGCAUGCGCAAGGCCAUCCUGGAGGGGCUGGAGGUGGAGUUCGCCAUGCCGCCGCUGCCGCUGGUGGCGGGCGUGGUGGGCGGCGGGCUGGGCGCGGGGCUGGGCGCGCUGGGCGGCUGGGCGCGGGGCCGCGGCCGCGGGGCCCGCCUCGAGAUAGCCGGCGUCGUGGUGGGCCAGUGGGGCGGCGGCAGCUACCCCACGCGCACGCCGCGCUACCCGCAAGUGAGCUACGUGGGCUACACGCCGCCGCCGCGCAACGCGUACGGCGGGCGCGGCUGGCGUGGGGCCCGCGGGGGGCGCGGUCGCGGCCGCGCGCGGGGCUCGGGCCCCGGGGGCGCGCGGCUGGCGGGGCCCGGGGGCGCGCCCGGCGCCCCUCGCACUCGCCGCUCGCGCCGCGACCAGGACGAACCCGCCAAACCUACUACGCUCACCGUUAACGGUAAGACUGUAAGACCAGAUGAAAUGGGCCAGCAAGAGGAAGGCAGCCCGCAUGAAGACAUUCUAGUCACCGAAACCGACGCUGAUGGUAACCAACCUCAAAAAUUGAAGACUGCUAAAAAUGCUAAGAAGAAUAUGGGGAAAGGAAAGAAAAAGAGCUCUAGCCAGAAGUCUGAUCUCGCUCAACCACUGGAGGCUAAUGGCCCGCUCGAUAAGAAUAAGGUGGCGGAGCAAUGCCACAAUUCUGAAAAGGAACACAUUGGUCAAGGUGAUGCACCAGUAUCAAACUAAAAGUAUUUAUACCAAAAGGUAACUGCGUUAUUGUUUUAUUUUUAUUUAGUAUUGAUUUGAAAUCAACUUAGUUUAGUAUUUUCGUGGCUUGUUUUUGUAUUGUAGUCCAGUAAAGUUUUAUAACAUUUGUGAAAAAAGCUUGCUAUUAAUAUAGCUCAGUUUUACAGAAAAAAAUGCUAAUAACAUUUUGCAAUAUCUUACGGUUUCAAACCGAUCGAUCGAUAAAUAAUAUAAUACACAAUCAAAAUAUUUGUGUUUAAACACUUAACUUGGGAAAUAUCAACGGAAUGUGAUUAUUUUAGCACGUAUUUGUGAGGUUGCAUAAUAAUAUAUUCCUAAGCAAAAUAAUAACCAAAUCUAUUUUAGAGAUUUUGUUAUAGCUUGGAUGGUGAGUAUCCACCUGUUAUAAAGUAUACGUGCCUGAAGAUCUUAAAAGACUUCCCUAUUUUGAGACUGAUUUUGUAUUACUUUAAUUGACACGAUAUGUGUGCAAUUAAUAAUAUUAUUAAAGACAAGUGACAUUAUAUUGAGGCACAUUUUAUGCCACAAUUAACCCUAAUAAGACAAAUAUGGCUCUGGUUAUUUUGUAUUGUAUAUGAGACCAAUAAUACUGAUGUAAACUGAAAGACAAGAUCUAUAUUUCUAAAGAAAAAGUGACCAAAGGGAAUUAGGUUCUAUUAUUCGAGGUAGAAAAGUAUCUCUUAGAAUAAAUAAUUAGGACCGGGAAGUACCCACUAUUUGACAAGUGAUAUUUAAAGUAUAAUUAUAUAUUACAAAAUUGACCUGUUGAUUGUUAAGUCAUGUUUUAUUGAGAAGUGAGAUGACUUAGUAUGUAAUAUGUUUUAUUUUAAGCAUAUAAAAGUACUGAGUCAAUUUUAUUUAUUAACACAUAGUAUAUUUACAAUUUACCAAAAUCAUUAUUUUUUACUUUUAGGAUGGUUUGGUCUAUGAAAUCCAUGUUUUAACAUUAAAACUAUGAUGUCAAGCAUGAAAUUUCAUUUUAUAUGCUAUGUUACUAGGUUAAUUGUUUUAAAAAAUUACUAUAUAAAUUCCCUGUUUGAUUACAUAGACUAAACCAAUAUGUUUUCAGACUUGUUUUUGGGAUUUCUUGAGUCAUUAUUUAGGCGUAAUUGAUGUGUGUGUGAGUGUGGUUUUAAAAAAUAAAACAUGUCUGAAUAACCUUUAUAUCGCAAGAUCUCUACAAAUGAUGUGAGGGUACAACAGGCAAUAUUAUUGUGGGUACUAUGAUUACAAAAUGUAUGUUGUUGAUGUUCCAAUAAAGAGCUAAACUCAAAUGGAACAAUAAAAGUUAGUAUAAAAGUGCAUUUAUUGAAUGAUUCUUGGUGCUUAGAAAUCUGUGGGACUGCCUGAAACGAGUCUGAAACUCAUAGAUUUAAGUCUAACGAUAAACGUUUAUCGAAACUGAAUGAGCAUUCGCAUUUUGAUUUUCUUCGUAAUAUAGGGUAUUAUUUCGAUAGGAAAUCGUAGAUUUGUUAUUAGUGAUAUAUUUAUAUGCAUUUUUGGGAAUUUCAAAAUUGCGAAUGUUCUUCAAUUUAUAUGUAUUUUUGUAAAUUUGUUAUAUUGUUAUACUUAAAUUUAGCUGGAAUGAGAAACAAUAAUAGAAGGACAGUCUUACUAAAUAAGUCGAAUGGUGAGAUGACUGUCGCAAUUGGUUACAUAAAUUUACAUUCCAUUAAGAUCCUUUGCAGUAAUUGCACAGUUAACGCCAGUCGAUAAUGGAACUUAAUGAAGACUUUACAAUUUGAACGCUUUGAACCCUGGCCAGAACACAACACAAAAUAUGUUGCUACAAUAACAUACAAUUGAUUGAAUUAAACAAUCUACUUAUGAACACAACUUGAGUGCGAUGCACACAUAAAGCAGCCACUAUGCUGUUCCAAGUGACUAAAUGCAAAUCAAAGUAUAAUGCCUCUGACUUUGUAACGUCGCCACUGAAGUGGCAUGGAACGGGGGACCGCAGUCCUCCGUCCUGCAGCACGAGCGUCCCUGUAUGUGUGGACGCUCAUAUUGCAAAGUAUUCGCAAGCUAUCGCCCAGUGCGGUACGCACUUUAUAAUUAUACAUUUAAACAUUUAUAUAAUUAUUGCUUGCUUAUUAAAUAGACACCAUGUUAGCGUUUAGAAUUUUAACUUCAAUGUAUUUUGAUUUGUUUAAGAAUUAUGUAUAACAAGCAUGUAAAAGAUAAUAAUCUUAUAAUAUGGGAGAUAAUAAGUUCAGAAUAUAACAUUCAUUUUAUCACUGGAAGGUAAUCUUAGAUUCGUAACAUUGACAUUCUAUUUCAAUUGUUAAGAUCCCUUGUUAUUCUCCAUUUUCAUGUUAUACAUUAACACAACUUUAAAACUAGAUAUGGAGGUAGUAGAUUUUAUUUUUUUCUCUUUUAAAUCCAUUAUUCACUAUAGUUUUAGAUUCUCAACAAUAUGAUACCUUUUACUAUCUACAUUAUAUAAAUUUGUUUGCUGACAAAGGUCAUGAUUAUCAACAUAUAAUAAUAAUCGAAAUAUAUUAGAAUACUUGUCAUGUAAAACAUACAUUUUUCGUAAUUGAAGUAGCAAAUGUGGAACUGUGGCUUUUUGAAAACACUUAUAACUAAGGAACCUACGUACGUAAAACUGCUAUGUAAAAAUUUAAAUAUUGUUCACUAAUUUAGUUUAUGGACACAAAAAUAUUGGAUGAAAUUAAAUUGUAAACAGUUGUAUUUGUCUUCAAAUAAAACGUUCCAUUAAUAUUAA